AUGAUCCAAGAAACAAAGAAUAAUUUGGAAAGAGUCCACAGUUUUCAAAAUUGGAGUAAAUUAGCAUCACUUACCUUAAGUCGCAUAAUUCUUUUCAAUAAAAGUUCAGGAGAAGCUGCAAGGAUGAAAAUUGAACACUACACGAAAAGACCAUUAUGGCAAAGUCAAGGUGUAGCAGAAAUUACAGAAUCUUUGACGGAGUUUGGAAUCAAGUUAGUAAAUGCUCUGACAGUAGUAGAAAUAAUAGGAAAGCGAGGAAAGAAAGUACCAGUCUUGUUCACUAAAGAAAUGAAGGAAUCUGUUGAUUUUCUACUAGCAACUCGCAUAGCAGUGGGAGUACCCAAAGGGAAUCCUUCCGUGUUUGCACGACUAGGUGAUUUGAAUUCCUAUAUGAAAGGCCACGAUUGUAUUAAAAAAUGGUGUUCUGAAGCUAACUUGGAGUCGCCAGACACAAUAACAAGUACGAAAUCACGAAAGUACGUAGCUACAGUUUGCCAAGUCCUCAAUCCUAAAGAAAACGAGUGUGAUUGGCUUGCGCGACAUCUGGGCCACGAUAUAAGAGUCCAUCGUGAAUUUUAUCGCCUCCAUGAGAAUACAGUUGAGCUAACCAAAGUUAGCAGGUUGCUUUUAGCUGUGGACCAGAGUAAAGCACAUACAUUUGCUGGAGAAUCUUUGAAGGAUAUUGAAGUACAAGAAGAUGACUCUCCUGAUCAAAAUGAUGACGAACCUAGCGAUGGAGAAGAUGGAGAAACUCUAGGGGACAGUGCUGAUGUUCCAGGUUGCAGUACUGCGAACGAAGAGGGUGAAUUAACAUCUGAACCAAUCAUUGGAAAAAAGAAACAAAAAUCUAGUACCAGUGAUGAUUCUGAGGCAGAAAGCUUGGAGAUGUCUGAGAGUUCAUCUGAAAACGAAACUAGUGAAAACCCCGAGAGCACUGACGAGAACGAUAUUUCAUUUACCGACAUGCUCACUACGCCAGAAUUGGCUCACAAAUAUGAUACUCGACGUAGAAAUCUCGCAAUUAACAGUAGAGCACAAGUUGUUACAAAAGACCUUUUUAAAGAAUCUACAGUCGGGGGCAAGACUUUGGAGCCAGUAGCCAAAACGUCAAAGAAAAAUCCACCAAAGAUUCCAAAGGGAAAGAUGGAAGAGAAAAAAUCGGAAAGUUGGUACUGCAAAGGAUGCCAAGAAGACCGAGUCGCGGAUAUGCGCUUGUGUGUUAUAUGCAAAUGUUAUUUGCACGAUGAAUGCCUGGGGUUGACCAAAGAAGACAAGAUAGAAGGAUACAUUUGCCCUUACUGUUCUUAA
Molecule: messenger RNA, 1308 nt
Organism: Ceutorhynchus assimilis (cabbage seed weevil)
Lineage: Eukaryota; Metazoa; Arthropoda; Insecta; Coleoptera; Curculionidae
Source: the annotation of a GenBank genome assembly